Messenger RNA from Triticum dicoccoides, 1484 nucleotides. RefSeq names its product protein Brevis radix-like 4. The transcript is spliced from 4 exons. NCBI's taxonomy places the organism in Eukaryota, Viridiplantae, Streptophyta, Magnoliopsida, Poales, Poaceae. Bases 315 to 1484 code for a protein of 389 amino acids. The record is from RefSeq and is a predicted model, not a curated record.
GCCUCAAAGCAGACAGAGAUAGAGAGAGAGAGAGCAGAGUUCGCAGAGCACGCACGCCAUCCUUGUAUCCUUUCCUUGCUAUUGCUAGAGUAUAUAUAAAGUGCAACACUGCCCACAGCUCCAUCUACUCAAGCUACAAGCGGAUCCAUCCAUCCCAGUCCCGGUGAGGGAGCACAUAUAUAGCCGGCCAGCUGCGCCUGCGCUGCAGAGUGCAGAGUCGAGUGGGGUGUGGGGGUAGUAUUCGAAAGCAAGAAGAGGAGAGGCUGAACCAGCCGGUGGAAGGGAAGGGAGUCGAAGAGAGGGAGGGGGAGAAGAUGCUGGCCUGCAUCGCGUGCGUCAACAAGGAAGAAGGCGGCGGCCGGGAGAGGGAGCGGGACGGCGCCGGCGGCGACAGAGACGGAGACACGCCGACAUGCAGGGACCCCGUCAAGUCGCUCACCUCCCAGCUCAAGGACAUGGUGCUGAAGCUGUCGGGCACGCAGAGGCAGGGGGUGCCGAAGCGGGGGGGCUCGCCGCCGCCGAGGGGCCGGACCACGUCCCUGUACCGCAGCGGCUACUACCGCCCGGGCGUGGUGCAGGACGACAUGGCGGUGCCGCCGGCCACGUACCUGGGCCACGGCGCCGGGGGCGGCGGCACGGCGGCGUCGAGCGCGAGCUCCACGCCGGCGUGGGAGCGGCCGCCCAACGGGGCCGGAGGCCAGGGCGGCGAGGCGGCGGUGCGGGAGUGGGUGGCGCAGGUGGAGCCCGGGGUGCAGAUCACGUUCGUGUCGCUGGCGGGCGGCGCCGGCAACGACCUGAAGCGCAUCCGGUUCAGCCGGGAGAUGUACGACAAGUGGCAGGCGCAGCGGUGGUGGGGCGACAACAACGAGCGCAUCAUGGAGCUCUACAACGUCCGCCGCUUCACCCGCCACGUGCUCCCCGACCCGCCCCGCGGCGACGACGACGCCGAGAGGGAGUCGUUCUACUCGCAGUCGCAGGUGGGCUCGACGAUGGGCAGCCCCGCGGCGACGCCCUCGCCGGCGCCGGAGAGCAUCGCCUGGGGCGCGGCCUUCGCCCGCCCGCAGCCCUCCGCCGCGGCCGGCGCCGGCCCAGGCGGGCCCGGCGGCGCGGCGCGGCAGCACAGCUUCCGCGGUCCGCUGUCCCCGCCGCCGCCGUCGUCGUCCAACCCGUCGGAGCGCGCCUGGCAGCAGCAGCAGCACCACCAGCAGCGCCAGAACGGUGGCCCGGAGCCUGACGCCGUGGAGCCGGCGCGGACGACCACCUCGUCCAUGCCGGACGACGUGUCCAUGAGCAACGCCAGCGAGCUGGAGGUGACGGAGUGGGUGAUCCAGGACGAGCCCGGCGUGUACAUCACCGUCCGCGAGCUCGCCGACGGUGCCCGCGAGCUCCGCCGCGUCCGCUUCAGCCGUGAGAAGUUUGCGGAGCUGAACGCGAAGCUGUGGUGGGAGGAGAACAAGGAGAGGAUACACGCGCAGUACCUCUGA